GCUUUUGAUCUCAUGUCACGGGCCAUGGGCGGUACUCCACGACCCAGCGUAAUCGAAUCAGCCCAAUGUAGCCACAUAUGUAGUAAAACCAGUCCGCGGCUGGGGGAAAUGUCCCAAACCCCCCAAUUUUCCCAAACUGAUGGGGUGCGUGCGUGUGUGUUGUCUGGAAAGCAAGGCGAACAGCUUUGACUCGGCGGUGUCAAUCAACGUGUGUUGUUAGCUAUUUCAAGUUGUAAUAAGCAAGCUGAACUUUACCAGCCAAUAUAUUUAGUGUUUUUUGACGAAGAACAGCGAUGGACUGUGGGGAUGUUCAGUGCACUCCCCUGGUCUUUCUGACUUUCCUUCAACAGCAGAGCUGCAGCAGUGCGGACCUCCGCAUAGAGCUGGACUCAUUGGCCCGGGAGCUGAAGCUAACCCAGGACAUAAACGGCAAUGGUCUGGGUCUUAACAUCCACGAGGAGGGCGAGCUUCAGACCGAUGGACACUUCUGCAGCAGCAGUAGUAUCUUACUAGAGGGGCUUGAGCCUCAGGCUGCGCUGGCAUGGCCCGAUAACCCUGCCGAUGAAGAAGCCCUGAGAGGUGUCGCUGCAGGGCUGAUUGAAAUAGCUGAUCAGCUUGAGCGUAGUGUGAUGGCCCAGGCUGCUGAGAAUCUGACCAAGAAACUGCAGAAGUAUUCCAUUGGGCUAUGGAAGCACCACCUAGCCCUGGAAGUGGAGUGGGUGAAGAAGCAGGGCCUGGGCCCCGUGCUGGACUAUCUACCCCAGGAGAAGGUGAUCAUGGCCCUCACUCUGACCCUGGUGAAGGGGGUGUGUGAGCACGCCCCCCUACUGCUCCGUAAUCUGUUCAGCACAGCAGUUCAGUUCAUAAACCCGGCCGUGGCCAGGUGACUUCAAAACAGACCCCAAACUCUACGGACUCCCCACUCAGGACGUACACUGAGCCUGAUGCUUGAUUACCAAUCAGUAGUGAGUGGGCCAUUUAGUUUAGUUCAGGGGCACAUUCAUUUUCUUAACAAGCUGCUCCGUAAAUGUAUAACUUUCAAUCAUUUUUGUGAAAAGAUAGUGUUUGCCGCUGGAUUUGGAAACUUCAGUGCUUUAUUUGACCAGUUCUGAUACUGAAAGGGAUGGAGAAGUGUCAUGCAUCGUCUGCUGUUUUCACUUCCACAUUGUGCUUGAAAAUGAUUUCUGUAACAAGUUCUCCCCCAACAGUUUUGUAACAAUACAUGGCUUCCUCAAAGGGGAUGAAUCCCCUUUUGUUUCAAAGUCCCUGUUAGUGUUUGAAAAAUGCCUUUGUUUGUUCUAUGCAUAGAGAUCCAUUUAAAAAUAAACUUAGGAGUAAUAAAAUGAUUUAAGGGAGAAACAUUUUAUUAACUUGUUCAUGUGUCCAAAACCACAACAAUGCAGUUUACAUGAUGUAUUCUGGUCUCAAACUGCACAUAUAGGGAACUUGGUGAUGUGCCAAGAUGGGGAUUUGACAUCCAUACUGUACUUUCCAGGUACAUUUCAGACAAUUUGCAUACCUAUUAUCUAACUGACGUACAUUUGCAUUCGAUGGAACAAAACCAUUUAUGGUCAUUUGUCUCUCCCACACAACUACCCCAAACCACACAUGGUUGUAUUUACACUUGGCUAAACAGAAGUGAGUUGUGUGCAUCUUUAGUUUUGACAUUGACCAAGUUAGCUGUGGGAAUCCACUGACCAGUGAACACAAAGCUGGAACCACUACUUUAACUUGGA
Messenger RNA from Oncorhynchus kisutch (coho salmon), 1736 nucleotides. RefSeq names its product BH3 interacting domain death agonist (gene bida). The record is from RefSeq and is a predicted model, not a curated record. The coding region runs from base 294 to 887 and encodes 197 amino acids. Lineage: Eukaryota; Metazoa; Chordata; Actinopteri; Salmoniformes; Salmonidae. The transcript has 4 exons. Gene Ontology annotation, biological process: positive regulation of extrinsic apoptotic signaling pathway; positive regulation of intrinsic apoptotic signaling pathway; positive regulation of release of cytochrome c from mitochondria. Gene Ontology annotation, cellular component: cytoplasm; cytosol; mitochondrion.